This is a messenger RNA of Pseudomassariella vexata, 554 nucleotides long. RefSeq names its product RmlC-like cupin domain-containing protein. NCBI's taxonomy places the organism in Eukaryota, Fungi, Ascomycota, Sordariomycetes, Amphisphaeriales, Pseudomassariaceae. The transcript has a single exon. The record is from RefSeq and is a predicted model, not a curated record. The coding region runs from base 129 to 539 and encodes 136 amino acids.
GAUAUACAACCCCCACACAACACAACGAUUUUUGCGUACAGCCCAACCUACUUGCCUACUCAACUGACCCAUUUGUAUCCCAUCUCGGAAGCGCCGUAUCUGCAAAUCACAAAUACAUCUUGACCGCAAUGCCACACCCUAGCCCCAUCCAACCCGUCCAGCUCGCCAAGGGCAACUCGCUCCAAACCUCCGGCGGGCAAACAUCCGGUAUGAUUCGCCAAAACGCCUUCGCAGACAAAUGCGACGGCAUCUGUGCCUCGCGGAUGCUAGCCGAUGCGCACACGGCGUCUGCUGUGCAUCAUCACGGCGCCCAAGACACAGUUAUUUUCGCGGUGAGCGGACGGGGCACCAUCACCAGCGAAGGGGGCAAACACAGGGUUGAUUUGGAGCCUGGCGAUUAUUGUCUCAUUCCGGCUUAUGCGGAACAUCAGGAGAUCAAUGACGGGGAUGAGCAGCUGGUUUUGGCUGUGUUUCGAAGCGGGAGGAUGCCCGAGGUGGUGAAUUUGAGUGGGUGGGGAGGGGAACCGGUCGAUAGUUGAAGAAUUACGUCAAUU